This is a messenger RNA of Tuber aestivum (summer truffle), 1848 nucleotides long. Lineage: Eukaryota; Fungi; Ascomycota; Pezizomycetes; Pezizales; Tuberaceae. The record is from the annotation of a GenBank genome assembly.
GCUGGCCCAGCAACCAAAUAUGACACCUCAUCACCAAUUCCCUUCAGGCAAUCAGAAUGAGUCUCACGGCUCCCUCAGAGACUACACCGCUCUCCCAAUUGUUCUCCCUCGAGGGCAAGGUAUGUCUGGUUACAGGAGGUAACAGGUAUGAUCCCUGGCUUCCCCCCCCCCUCGUUCCUCGCUUCAUCCCACUCACUCCCUUACCCCCCCCCCGUCAUCCUAUGCAUGAAGUGGUAUUCCCAAUCUCGAACACAAGGGUAACUGUACUAUGCACUUGUCGAGCUGGGUAGAGGAAUCGGGCUUGCUGUGUGCCAGGGCUACGCAGAAGCCGGAGCGGGAGGGGUUGCAAUCAUACACUCUUCCGAAGCUACUGCCGCGCUGGCAAGCGAGCGUGCAACAGAAAUUCAACAGAAACAUCCGAAAACAACCGUCAGAAUCUAUCGCGCGAACGUAGCUAUCUCAAAAGAGAUCGAAGAUGUCACGAAACAGGCUCUCUUAGAUUUCGGUCGAUUGGACGUGGUAGUGGCGAAUGCAGGGGUUUACACGGAAACUCCGGCGUUGGAUAUGUCCCCAGAGGAGGCCCAAUAUGUUACAGGGGUUAACUAUUUUGGCCCACUCUACACUGCCCAGGCCGCUGCGAGGUGAGUUGAAAUAAUUUCACUCAUGGAAGGAGGAAGCCUUUGAGAGAAAGAUAAAAUCAAAAAUGGCGCCUAUGCCAGAGCCAUAGGAUAUAUCCCCCUUGAAUGUGCGCAACUCGGUCUAUUUGCUAAACGAACAUCCAUUGCAGGAUCUUUAAGGAGAACGGCGGAGGGAAGAUAAUAAUGACAGCAUCCAUAAAGUAAUAUUCCAAAUCCGAACAAUUGCCUGCACUCAUUAGAGAUUAUGGCUAAUCACAUGAUAGUGGACAUAUGAUUCUUCGACCCCAGUAUGAAUCAAUUGUAUUUCCCACCCCUCGGAAUUGGAAUGAUUUUGGUUGACAGGCCGGCCCAUCGGGAAAUAGUACUGUGCCACCAAAGCGGCUGUAUGCCAUCUGACUCGAGCACUCGCCGUAGAGUUCGCCCGGUGGAAUAUCCAAGUCAACGCAGUUAGCCCUGGUUACAUCGAUACGGAAAUGUGGGUGGCCCAGGUCAAUUCCGUUUUCGUUUAAACGGUUGUUUACCCUAUUGGAUAUUUCUAACCUACGGCCACACGGCACAGGACAACUGAGCUUGUGAAAAAGAACCCCGAACUCAUAAAGGCCUGGAUGGCAGAUUGCCCGGCAGGGAGGCUAUGUAAGGUGUGGGAACUCAAAGGUGUAUAUGUCUUUCUGGCCAGUGGAGCUAGUUCAUAUGUGACAGGAGCGGAUUAUGUCGUUGAUGGUUAGUUUGGCCCUGACCGGAUUUUUCUCUAUUCGGUUUCACUUACCAGGCCUUAGGGGGGCACACCUGCCAUUGAUGGUGAACCAGCUGGUCAUCUACACCGCUUAGGACCGUGUGAAUUGUUGUGCAAUACUAGGGGGAGGUAUUAUUGGGUUUUGGCGCGGCAACUUCGUUGCAGCGAGUGACGGAAUAUGACUUCUACUUUUGAAGAGAAUGCGUGGGGGGAAAUGGUGUUCUGGACAAUAAAAGAAAAAAUGAGGGCUUUGCGAAACUCGCGGCGUCUGCGUGCUUUCCUGGCUAUCCCCGUGCACGGUUCUCGGAAGUGGGGCAGUGUGUUUCCAGCCUCACCGGUCUUGUUCGGUAAAACUGCGACUUGCAUGAUCAUCCGGACUAUGCGCGGUUGCCCGGUGUGGGGAUUAAGGCAAGAACUCGUACUACCAGUAUUCGUAGAACUGUGGUAUUUUACAAGUACAAUGCUGCGAUAUCCGUC